GUGGUUUUUUAGGUUUAUAAUUUCACAGUAAAUUAUGCAAGUUAAAUUAACAGGAACCCUAUCGAGUUCACUGCACACAGUAGAAAGGCUGUGGUUUAACAAAAUUAAAUUUUAUCUAAAACCAAAACAAAAAGUGCAUUGCUUUCUAUCUUGAACUAAAUUAUUGCUCAAAUAGUCUGAAAGAUUUCUAGUCUCUCCUUAAAAUAUACUUCUUCAAUAAAAAAUAAUCUGGGUAUUAAGUACAUUGGUAAAUAUUCUUACUACUUUCGUAAAAACCCAAAUCAAUAUCGAAUUAGGUUAAAAUAUCACAUGUAUGGCAUCUCCAACAUUUAUUAAAUUAAAACUAAACAGAUUAACAAGUAUCUUUGAACCGAAACCCAGCACAGUUUCGAGUUGUGCUUUAUAGAAAAAUGCCACCCAAAAACGAUCCAGAACUUGCCAGCCUCAGAAAAGAACUAGAGGAUAUUUAUAAAAACUUAAAGGAAGCACAAGAAAAGCAGGCGGAUGUGACCCUAGAGUCAGCAUGCGGUGAUGUUGCGGACGUACCGAAAGUGAAGCUGGUCACCAGGAAGUUGCUCAAGGGCCACUUGAACAAAGUCAAUUCCGUGCACUACAGCGGAGACAGUAGGCAUUGCGUUACAGGUUCUUUGGACGGUAAACUCAUCAUAUGGGACACCUACACCGGCAACAAAAUGCAGAUCAUACCGCUCAGAUCUGCCUGGGUGAUGAGCGUUGCCUUUUCAGAGUCUGGAAAUUUCGUUGCUUGUGGAGGUAUGGAUAACAUGUGCACUGUUUAUGAUUUGAACAACAGGGAUGCAUCUGGAGUUGCUAAGAUGGUGAGGGAAUUGGCUGGGUAUGACGGUUUUUUGAGCUCCUGCCGUUUCUUGGACGACAAAACCAUCAUCACCGGUUCUGGCGACAUGAAAAUAUGCCAAUGGGAUUUAGAAAGUGGAAGAAAAACAGCUGACGUGAGCGGACACAACGGAGACGUGGUGUCCAUAAGUUUAGGCCCGGAUAAGCAAACUUUCGUGACGGGCAGUGUGGACAAAACUUGCAGAUUGUGGGAUUUGAGAGAACAAAAACCAAAGCAAACUUUCUUCGGACACGAAGCUGAUGUCAAUUCAGUUUGUUUUCAUCCGAGUGGUUACGCAUUUGCCACCGGAUCAGAAGACAAAUCGGCACGAUUAUUUGAUAUACGAAGCGACCAACAAAUUGCACUUUACAAACCACCCUCUCCCAACAGCGGUUUUACUUCGUGUGGAUUAUCGCUUAGUGGCAGAAUUUUAUUAUGCGGAUCUGAUGAUAAUAACAUUCAUUUGUGGGACACCCUUAAAAAUCAGCAUAACGGAACGUUGGCUGGACACGAGAAUCGUGUAACGUCAUUGUCUGUCGCAGCUAAUGGUUUGGCCGUAGCAUCCUGCAGCUGGGAUCAAAACGUGAGAGUUUGGGGAUAAUGGAUUUAAUGAUAACAUUGAAAUUCUUGUGACUUUAUUAGAAUAUACAUAUGAAAGAAAGUUAUGUCUAAUUUGUAUCGUAAUUAAAACAUUACUGCUAAGUACAUCUAUCGUUGUGGAAUGGUUUUUUGAAUAGUGUGAUACGUUUUUCAAGUAUUUAAUAAAAUAAUGCUUCACCAUUA
Molecule: messenger RNA, 1636 nt
Organism: Aethina tumida (small hive beetle)
Lineage: Eukaryota; Metazoa; Arthropoda; Insecta; Coleoptera; Nitidulidae
Gene: Gbeta76C
Product: guanine nucleotide-binding protein subunit beta-2
Exons: 6
Coding region: 411-1454 (347 amino acids)
Biological process (GO): G protein-coupled receptor signaling pathway
Cellular component (GO): cytoplasm; heterotrimeric G-protein complex
Molecular function (GO): protein binding; signaling receptor complex adaptor activity
Source: RefSeq, a predicted model, not a curated record